This is a messenger RNA of Brassica napus (rape), 2142 nucleotides long. RefSeq names its product L-arabinokinase-like. Bases 1354 to 2025 code for a protein of 223 amino acids. Lineage: Eukaryota; Viridiplantae; Streptophyta; Magnoliopsida; Brassicales; Brassicaceae. Gene Ontology annotation, cellular component: cytosol. Gene Ontology annotation, molecular function: L-arabinokinase activity; galactokinase activity. The record is from RefSeq and is a predicted model, not a curated record. The transcript is spliced from 6 exons. Gene Ontology annotation, biological process: galactose metabolic process.
UCACCACCGUUCUCUUCAUCUCCUUCCUAACGUGUUGAAUCUUUUGGUUUCCUUCUCUGCAAAUUAAUUGAUCAACAUUAUGACUCUUUGCUUUUUUUUUUAAAUAAAUCAGCCCAAAAAAGGGAUCAGAACAAUAACACCGUUGCCGGCGAAACAGUGGGCUAGGUUACAGAGGAGAAGAAGCUAGCUUACAAGCAAAUACUGAAACAAAAGAGACUACAGUUCGAGGGAAAGAAAGCUGAAUAGAGUAAGAUCUAGACUCCGGUGGACACUGAUGGCAAGAAAUCCGGUCAAUGAGACUUCUCGGCGCCGGUGUGUGCAAGACCCCACAUUCUUUCUGUCGUCUAACCUUCAGACCACCACCCGCAGAGUCGCCCCCUGGCCCCAAAACGCCGGAACCAAAGGAUUAAGGUCCGGCUCCGUAACCCUAACGCCGUAAUCCGCCUGAAAUUCACUCUUCCUCCUAGGUCCGAGACACCACGUACCUUCUCAGACUCACGGAAGCGAAACCGAAGGCCGAGCCGGAGAGAAACCGUCAAGAGAACCGACAUCCCGUAAAAAGCUCCAAAACUCUGCAGGAUACAAGUUGUUUGGGAUAGUAAGUCACAUGGGAACAUCAACUCACUGUGGUCACUACGUGACACACAUAUUGAAAGAAGGUCGUUGGGUGAUCUUCAAUGACAGCAAAGUAGGUAUCUCGACAAAUCCUCCUAAAGACAUGGGUUACCUCUACUUCUUUCAGCGUCUGGACAAUUGAUAUGGGAGAGACCGAGAGUGUUGACUUCUAUGGAUGGAGCCAGAAAAAGAAAGACGGAUUCUACGUACCGUUCUUUCAAUAGAAAUUUUAGGGUCUAGGGUUUUAAGAUUUGGAUUGAGUUGUCCUAUGCAUGGGUGACGACUUGGUUUUCCAAAUUUUACUUGUGGAUUAUGAAAAAAAUACUAAUUUUGGUUACAGUGUGAUGGAAAUCAGUGUGGGAAAGCAGGCUGUGGCCAGGUCCUGCAUGAGCCCUUUCUGAAGUUCUUAAAGCAUGAAGAAGAAGAUGAAUCAGAGAUUUCCCAGGACACGGAGAGACUCGCUGGAGUAUUACGAUCCCAAAUCAGGUGAAUUUGUGUUUGGUGUUGUGGACCUGUGGUUUCUGGUAGCGAGAACAAACUUGAUGUGGGUAUAGUUGCGGAUAUGUUGGGGACCAUAAUGACUAAUGAGAAAGUUCCAUCGUAAGACAAAGAAUUUGAUUAUUUGCUUUGUGAUUUAAAGUACGUUGCUAAUCUGGGGAAUCGAUUCUGGAAUACGACACAGUGUUGGUGGUUCAGACUAUGGUUCUGUAAGGAUUAGGAGCUUUUAUUGGCAAAACAAUGAUAAGAUCUUUUGCAUCUUCUGUAACAAACUCAGGAGAGGCUGAAGAGGAGAGCUCGGAGUUGAUUGAAUAUGAUGCUUCUUUGGAUUACUUAUGCAACCUUUCACCUCAUAGAUUUCAAGCUCUAUACGCAAGUAAGCUCCCACAGUCUAUCACAGGGGAAGAAUUCAUGGAAAAGUAUGGUGAUCAUGGGGAUUCUGUCACAAUCAUUAACAAAAAAGGUACUUACCACAUAAUGGCGCCUACUAAACAUCCAAUCUAUGAGAACUUCCGGGUCCAGGCUUUCAAAGCAUUGCUGACAGCAACUCCUUCAGAAGAACAGGUCAUUGGUCUUGGGGAGCUUAUGUACCAGUGCCAUGAUAGCUACAGUGCGUGUGGGCUUGGCUCUGAUGGUACAGACAGAUUAGUACAGAAAAUGGAGAGGUUGAAGCACUCUAAAACAGAGAACGGGACGCUCUACGGGGCCAAGAUCACAGGAGGUGGUAGCGGCGGAACAGUUUGUGUUAUUGGAAGGAGCAGUUUGAGAAGCAGUGAACAGAUUCUUGAGAUACAGAGAAAGUACAAGGAAGCAACGGGGUUUAUGCCGUAUGUGUUUGAAGGUUCGUCUCCUGGAGCUGGCAAGUUUGGAUAUCUCAAGAUACGCAAGAACUCUGCUCCUCCUCCUACUUAAACAUUUUUUUCUCCUUAUUUUUGAUGAUUUUUCUUAUUUUGUCAAAGUAAGCUAUGUUGAAAACUGGGUAUAGUAGUAAGCUAUGACGAGACAAAUCAUAAAAAAUUAAAAUUUCAA